This is a messenger RNA of Ceutorhynchus assimilis (cabbage seed weevil), 3176 nucleotides long. The record is from the annotation of a GenBank genome assembly. NCBI's taxonomy places the organism in Eukaryota, Metazoa, Arthropoda, Insecta, Coleoptera, Curculionidae.
UGUUGCUGUGGCUGUUGGCAUUUGCAUCGGACAUCUGUCAUCCGAUUGUCAGAAAUCCGCCAUUGCGCCAUCAAAAAUGGACUGGAAGUGUUGUUUUCAAUAAUAAAAUAUAAUUUAUAAACAAAUUUAUAAACUCCUAAAACAUUCAUAAAAUAAGUAGAUACAUUUUAUCUUAAAACAAAAAAGUUUUCUUCUUUACAAACGCAAGUUACAUCGCAAUGGGAGUUCCGGCAUUUUUCAGGUGGCUCAGCCGCAAAUAUCCAUCUGUUAUAGUGCAUUGUGUAGAGGACAAGGCAGUAAAUGUGGACGGCACUAGAAUCCCCUUAGAUUCAUCUCAACCUAACCCUAACAAUGUAGAAUUUGAUAAUCUAUAUCUGGACAUGAACGGCAUUAUACACCCUUGCACCCAUCCAGAGAAUCGUCCUCCGCCAAAAAACGAAGACGAAAUGAUGGUCGCAAUAUUCGAUUGCAUUGACAGACUAUUUAACAUUGUCAGACCCAGAAAGUUGCUUUACAUGGCCAUUGACGGAGUGGCUCCUAGGGCUAAAAUGAACCAGCAGAGAUCCAGGCGUUUCAGGGCUUCCAAGGAAACUUUGGAAAAGAUUAACGAAAUCAAACGAGUAAGAGCUGAUUUAUUGAUAAAAGGUUGCGUCUUGCCUCAAGAAAAGCCCAAAGAAGAACAUUUUGAUUCCAACUGUAUUACACCAGGAACACCGUUUAUGGCCAGAUUAUCUGACUGCUUACACUAUUACAUUCAUGAUAGAUUAAAUAAUGAUCCAGGGUGGAAAGGCAUUAAGGUUAUUCUAUCUGAUGCCAAUGUGCCUGGCGAAGGUGAACACAAAAUAAUGGACUAUAUCAGGAGGCAAAGGGCGCAGCCCGAUCACGAUCCCAAUACUCAACAUGUACUUUGUGGGGCAGAUGCAGAUUUAAUUAUGUUGGGAUUGGCAACACACGAACCAAAUUUUACUAUUAUUAGGGAGGAAUUUAAACCUAAUCAGCCCAGACCUUGUGAAAUUUGUGCACAAAUAGGUCAUGAAAUGAAAGAUUGCGUUGGUGGAGUAAGAAGUGAACAUGGUCAAGAACCCACUAUUCCAAUCACAGCAGACGUGAAUUUUAUUUUUGUCAGACUAAAUGUUUUAAAGGAGUACUUAGAAAGGGAGCUUGUAAUGCCCAAUUUACCUUUCAAAUAUGAAUUUGAUAGGGUAUUAGACGAUUGGGUAUUCAUGUGUUUUUUUGUUGGUAAUGACUUUUUGCCUCACUUGCCUAGUUUGGAAAUUAGAGAAAAUGCUAUUGAUCGACUGAUUAAGUUGUAUAAGGAUUGUGUUUAUAAAACUGGCGGUUAUCUGACAGAUAGUGGUGAUGUGAACCUAGAAAGAGUCCAAAUGAUUAUGUUGGCUCUAGGCAAAGUAGAAGACGAAAUUUUCAAGAACCGUCAACAACGUGAAAUAUCAUUCAAGCAACGAGAAAAGGCCAAAAAGCGAAGAGAAGCUUACAAUGAAUACAAACCAAAUUUGGCCAUGUUAAACAAUACACAGUUUGCACCGAAAGCUGUCGGACAACACAGCUCAGUUUCCAAUGCCAGACAGGAAGCCUUCAACAUGAGAAAAGCUGGCAUGCAUAGCCAAACAGACUCUCAACUCCAAACAGUUAACUCAAAAACAGCCUUAGAGUCUAUGUUCAAUAGAGAAGGCCAAGAUGGGCAGAGAGGCGAGAAACGUAAACGCGAAGAAGACGAUGAAAGUGACGACGAUCAAGCCCACGAUGAAGUCAGGCUUUGGGAAGACGGUUUCAAGGAUCGCUAUUACGAAUCCAAAUUUGACGUUGGUCCCGAUCAGUUGGAGUUCAGAUAUAAUGUUGCGUUGCAUUACGUCAGAGGCCUUUGUUGGGUCUUGAAAUACUACUAUCAGGGCUGCGCCUCAUGGAAAUGGUAUUAUCCUUACCAUUAUGCUCCUUUUGCUUCAGAUUUUUGUAAUAUUGCCGGCCUCAGUACAGAAUUUGAGACUGACACCAAACCGUUUAAUCCAUUGGAACAGUUGAUGGGCGUCUUUCCAGCCGCAAGUAGUAAACACGUACCAGAACCCUGGGCGCCGCUCAUGUCAGAUCCUGAAUCUCCCAUCAUAGAUUUUUACCCGGAAGACUUUAAAAUCGAUUUAAACGGUAAAAAGUUCGCUUGGCAAGGUGUGGCGCUGUUGCCGUUCGUCGAAGAAGAGCGCUUGUUCAAGGCGCUCAAGCCCUACUAUUCCGACUUAUCUGAUGCUGCGAUAAAGCGUAAUAUACGAGGCGACGACAAAUUGUACGUUUCCACCAAAAACGAAGGAUACGAUUUAUUGAGUGGCCUUUACAAGCAGGAAAUUGAUCGACAAGCCGAAUGCGCUAUUGCAAUUGAAGGUAUGAGGGGUACUGUGUUGCUUAGUGACGAUUGUGUCAAAGGAGAAGAAUUAAAUUCACCGGUUAAGGGUUUACCAGUGAUUUACGGAAACAUAGUAGUUUGUGUAAGAUUUAGAGAUCCCAAAUAUUCCAAAGGAUAUAUUUUUCCUGCUGUGAAGCUGAAAGGGGCUAAAGAACCGCCCAGAGUGCUGAAACCAGAGGAUUUAAAUCCACAAGCGAAUAGGAAUUGGAGGGCUCAGAUUGGAAUGGCACCAGCCACACAACGGGCAAACCUUGAUCAUGCUGGUCACAGGAUGUUGGGCCAUUACACGCCGCGCAACGAUCAUAGGGAAUAUGCCAACAUACCACCACCCUCUCAUUUAGACGGUAACAGGAACAGGAAUAAUUAUGGUGGAGGCGGAGGUUACAAUCAGCAACGCAACUACCAAAAUCAAGGCAAUUACAGGGGAAAUUCUGGCGGGUAUCAGGGCAAUGGUAGAGGUAGAGGAGGCUACAACAGUAACUACAAUAAUUCCAACAAUCAGUAUCGGCAACAAGAUAACCGAUUCGGCAGCGGGAAUCCGAAUCAGCAACAGGAUCAGAGACGUCCGGGGCCUUACAGGGAUAGAUAUGUGCCCGAUAAUAAUCGAUACAGCUAUAGAAGAUAGAGUAUAGCUGCAAAGAAAAUUUAUUGUUUUAUGUGUGAGAAACACAUAUAUUAUAAUAUUUUAAUUAAAUUACAUUGUGUUGUACUAUGCUCCUAAAAAAGUUUUUAUGAAAAUAAAAUUACCUAUAUGUAAGUAAGUUAA